Phasianus colchicus (ring-necked pheasant) is the source of this 1519-nucleotide messenger RNA. RefSeq names its product amnion associated transmembrane protein (gene AMN). Gene Ontology annotation, biological process: receptor-mediated endocytosis; intracellular protein localization. Lineage: Eukaryota; Metazoa; Chordata; Aves; Galliformes; Phasianidae. The record is from RefSeq and is a predicted model, not a curated record. Gene Ontology annotation, cellular component: endocytic vesicle; apical plasma membrane.
AUGGGGAGCAGCCUGACUUUCCUCCUUGGUGUCCUGCAGCUCCUUGCUGCCACCAUGGCUGCCUACAAGAAGUGGAUUCCCAACACCAAUUUUGAAACAGCAUCCAACUGGGAUAAAGAGCGAAUCCCGUGUGCCAGAGACACGAUUCACUUUGAGAAGGACGAGGUGGUCUCAGUGUUUGUCAGGUCUACCCACGCGCUGACGGACAUGUACCUUCCCCUGAACGGAGAAUUUCUGCUGGCAUCUGGCUCUGGGUUUGCAGCUUUCGAUGGCAGCUGGGACCCGGGAUGUGGCUCAGGUGCGGUGCUGAGCUUUGCCAAUGCUGAGCAGCACUCGUGGUUCAACCCCGAGCUGUGGCAGGAUGUGUCCUCCAGAGUGCCGGCCGGCCGCAUCUUCCUCCUGGACGAGGAACGUGUCCCAUGCCAGUACGACCGCGUCAUCUUCCAGCCUGAAACCUCCUUCAGAGUAAACCUCGACUCAUCGCGGCAGGAGAUCCCUGUUCAGAGCAUCUCACUCAUGGGCCAGGAGCUGAGCAGCGCUGAGGCGUGGGCCGAGUACCUGAGGAGCCCCUCUGCCGCAUGGCAGUUCCACGGCAAUGCCACCCUGCAGGUGACGGGCACCCGCUGUCCCCACAGCUCCGGCUGCGCCUGCGGGAACUCCCAGGAUGGAGACCGCAUCUGUGCAUCACUGCUCAGGGCGGAGAGGUGCCCAGCGCUGGCGUGCCACAGCCCUCUGCGGCCCCUCGGCCACUGCUGUGGGGUCUGCGGAGCUGUUGUCACUCUGGAUUUUAAGCCCGAAUUUGACCUGCAGCAAUACCGGGACAGAGUGGUGCAAGCGUGGCUCAGCCUGCCCAAGUAUGCUGGUGUUCAGAUGGCCAUCUCCAAGGUGCACAAGGCUCAGACCUUCCUGGGACUCCUCCCGCGGGGCUCCACGCCUGUCAUCCAGAUUGUGCUGGUCGAUGGUGAGGCUGGGGUGCAGACAGGCAGUGCUGCAGAGCAGCUGGCUGCAGACAUCAUGGGUGACAUCGCACAGCAUGGUGAAGCUUUGGGCAUUCCAGCUGGCAGUGUGGAGGUGGCCACUGGCAGCACUCUCGGCGGGCAGAUGGCAAUCCAUGCCUCCAGGCAGAUCGCACUGGGGACUGUCCUGGGGCUGCUCUUCACUCUGCUGGUGCUUGGAGGGCUCCUCUACGUGCACAGGAAGGGAAAGCUGAGGCUGCAGGCACUGCAUCUCCCCCGGCUCUGGAACAGAGCAGAGGACCUGAACAGCCCCGAGCCAGAAAGUGGGAAAGGCUUUGACAACCCCAUGUUCGAUGUGGAGCUGCCGGGUGCUGGCAUUGUGGAGAAGACGCUGCAGGAGUUGGCUCCCGAGGGCCACCAGGUGUUCUACCUCAACCCCCUCUAUGACCCCAGCGAGACCGAGACCUGAUGGCACAGCCACAGCCUUCCCAGGGACACCGCCACGUGGCUCCUGGUAGGGUCCAGACCAUGGGCAAGCCGUGCCCACCUGAAUAAAAACGUUG